Eurytemora carolleeae is the source of this 940-nucleotide messenger RNA. RefSeq lists its product as uncharacterized. The transcript has 9 exons. The record is from RefSeq and is a predicted model, not a curated record. NCBI's taxonomy places the organism in Eukaryota, Metazoa, Arthropoda, Copepoda, Calanoida, Temoridae. The coding region runs from base 28 to 834 and encodes 268 amino acids.
AUUUGAAAUAUAUUUUUUCAGAUUAGUAUGUUGGGGAAAGUGAUUAUUAUCCUGGGUCAUGCUUACUGUGGAGUAGUUGGAGUAAUCGUAACAUACUUCAUCAGGUUCAUGGAGUACGUUGCCAGGAACCUGAUUGCGUUUGUAGAGAUGUUAACAGGAGCAACUUUCAUCAUGCCAGAGCUGCCUAAGGCAAGAGUAAAAGUGGACCCAAUUUACCAGGAGAAGGACAACGAGAUGGUUGACGAGCCAGCAACUCUAAGAGAUUCUCCGUUCCCUAUCAAGGAAUCAGAUUUGAUCAAUAAAUGCAAGGAUGUGAUAAAGGCACAGUUUGGCUGUGAUAAACAAGAUCUGUUAGCAGAUGAUUUCCUCUUCGUGUUUCCUGUAGUUGGUCCGCUGUCAAAGAAGGAUUUUGUCGAGAUAUUUUCCUCCUUCAAGAUGUCUAGUUCUUUGACCGGAAGUCCUAAUUAUUUCAAUUUCUCUGUGGAUCCAAUGGAGCCCAACAGGGUCUGGUUCUUCUCCAGAUCUGUUCUAAAGCACACAGGAGAUCUGAUAUUCGGACAUCAAGUCAUAAAACCAACAGGAAAGACUAUUGUAUCUCCACCCCAGGUUCUCAGCAUGAGCUUUAACGAAGAGGGUCAAUGCUACAAGUUUACAGGAGGGUAUUCGGUAGAUAGAACUGUUGGAAACACUGGAGGUCUAGGGGGUCUAUUCGGUAUUCUUCAGGCUGUGGGAAGUCCUCUUCCCUUCCCUGAGGGACAACCCUGGACCCCUUCUCUAGCUUGGCAAUCUUAUGCCAAACAUUUCCCAAAUAUUCCUAAAGUUUGGAAAAGCUGAUUAUAAAGAAGAAGAUCGGUGUAAUCAUUGUACAUCUCAUGAAACUCUCUUAACAUAAUUAAAUCAAUGAUUUUAUACAAUUUUUAUUAAAUUAGAAAACCUGUGA